Molecule: messenger RNA, 1212 nt
Organism: Brenthis ino (lesser marbled fritillary)
Lineage: Eukaryota; Metazoa; Arthropoda; Insecta; Lepidoptera; Nymphalidae
Source: the annotation of a GenBank genome assembly
AUGAGGUCAACUUUAAGUCCAGCUUUCACAAGCUCCAAAAUAAAGUUGAUGGUACCUUUCAUGGAGGAAGUUGGCGACCAAAUGAUUAGAGCUUUGAAGAAAAAGAUUACUGAAACUGAUGAUGAAUACAUCGAAGUCGAUUGCAAGGACUUGACACGACGAUAUGCAAACGAUGUGAUUGCAUCUUGUGCAUUCGGUAUAAAAGUCGAUUCACAUUCAGAUGAAAAUAAUGAGUUUUACGAAAUGGGGAAAGCUGCGUCAAAUUUUACUUUUAAACAAAUAUUAUUAGCAUUUUUGGGAUCCAGCUUUCCUAGAAUAAUAAAGAAAUUUAAUUUGUCAAUAUUUGAUAACAAAACAAAAUAUUUUUUUAUGGAUAUCGUUUUAAAUACAAUGAAAGAUCGUGACGCUCACAGCAUCGUCAGACCGGAUAUGAUACAUUUACUUAUGGAAGCCAAGAAAGGUAAAUUAAAACAUGAUGAAAAAGAAAGCCAUGGCAGUGACACUGGUUUCGCUACUGUUGAAGAAUCUGAUUUGGGCAAAAAAUCUAUUGAAAGGGUGUGGUCGGAUACAGAUCUUGUCGCCCAGGCGGUUUUAUUCUUCAUGGCAGGAUUUGAGACUAUUUCUACGGCGAUGUCAUUUGCAUUACACGAAUUAGCUCUUCACCCUGACAUUCAAGACCGUUUGGUCCAGGAGAUCAAACAGCAUCACAAUAAGAACGGUGGGAAAUUGGACUUUAAUUCAAUUUCAAAUAUGGUGUACAUGGAUAUGGUAACAUCAGAAGUUCUUAGGCUAUGGCCACCAGGUCUCGUCUUGGACAGGCUUUGUGUAAAAGAUUAUAACUUGGGAAAACCUAGCAGUGAAUCCACUAAAGACUAUAUUAUUCGAAAAGGCGAGAAUCUUUCAAUUCCUGUAUGGUCCUUCCAUCGUGAUCCUAAUUAUUUCCCAAAUCCUGAAAAAUUUGACCCUGAGAGGUUUUCUGAGGAUAACAAGAAAAAUAUUAACACUCUCGCUUAUAUGCCCUUUGGAGUUGGUCCAAGAAAUUGUAUAGGAUCAAGAUUUGCUCUUUGUGAAUUAAAAGUGUUGCUGUAUCAGAUUCUAUUACAUAUGGAAAUUUCGAUAUCAUCAAAGACUUGUCUUCCUGCAAAAAUUUCAAAAGAGUCCUUUAACGUAAUUCUCGAAGGUGGACAUUGGUUGAGAUUUAAGACACGAAGU